Molecule: messenger RNA, 3999 nt
Organism: Rhizoctonia solani
Lineage: Eukaryota; Fungi; Basidiomycota; Agaricomycetes; Cantharellales; Ceratobasidiaceae
Product: Retrotransposable element Tf2 protein
Exons: 3
Coding region: 1-3999 (1332 amino acids)
Biological process (GO): DNA integration
Molecular function (GO): zinc ion binding; nucleic acid binding
Source: RefSeq, a predicted model, not a curated record
AUGAUGGCAUGGGUUUGCCUUAAUCAGCGUAUGUUCCCAACAGAUCAGGAGGUACUUUCGUUCCUCCUAAUGAACAUGAAGGACACAGCAGGAGCAUGGGCGCACCCCCACCUCGACCAACUAGGGUCCCACAGGGCCAUCAUCCAAACGGUCGAAGACUUCAGGAGGGAAUUCCUGGCGGCAUUUGGGAACCCGGACGCCACAAGGGCCGCGGAGCGGCAAAUUACCCACCUUACUCAGACAGGUACCUGUGCUGAGUACAUUACGAAAUUCAGGACCAUUGCCAUGGAUCUGGAUUGGAACAACGCUGCCCUCCGUGGGCAAUUCGCCCGAGGCCUCCACUGGGAGGUCAGCCGACUCAUUGCCACUCGAGAACGGCGCCCAACCACCCUCCUGGAGCUGCAGAACGCGGCCCUGGUCAUUGACAACGCCCUCCACGAGGAGCGUGCCAGCCACCCGCCCAAGGGUAGUAAGUCUGGAACUUCCUCCACCCCCAAUAGGGGGGCGAGUACCGGCCAACAGGCCACAAGACCAGGACGCCUUUCCAGUGAUCCCAACUUUGUCUCCGAGGAGGAGCAAAACCGCCGCAGGGCUGAAGGCUUAUGCAUCAAGUGUGGCAAGGCAGGUCACAAGUUCGCGGAAUGCCGCACAGGCUGGAAGGCCACGCCUAAGGAGGAAGGCGCCAAGAAAGAAGCCGCCAAGAUUGGCGAAGAAAUAUCCCCACUCUUCACCAUUUCUAUUACACCAGAGAAACAAGCGGAAAACCUAGAAGUCCUGAUAGAUUCAGGCGCCACUUCCUCAUUCCUACACCCCCAUACCACGGAGCUACUCCGCCUCCCACUCAUUGAUCUCCCUACACCCCGUACCGUUACUAUGCUCGAUGGGUCGAGCCCCCAGGCAGGCAAAAUCUGGAAAAAGGCAAUCCUGACCUUCUCCUUUGAUGGCAAGAAAAUGACAGAAACCUUCCUUAUAUGUAAUACAGGGUCUCAUGCUGCCAUCUUGGGGUUGAAAUGGUUGGAUGCCCACAACCCGGAGAUUGAUUGGAAUAUGCGCACCCUUACCUUUCCUCAUGCUACCCCUGAACAUGUGGCCAUUGCCCAGGAAGAAGAAGCAGACAAGAACCCCCUUGAAGGAGUACCCUCCGAGUACCAUCAAUACGCCAAGGUAUUUGGAGAAGAAGAAUUCAACAAGCUUCCUCCACACCGGCAUUACGACAUUGGAAUAGAACUCACGGAAGAAGGCCCCCUUAACUCUCCCCUUUACAGUAUGACAGACGCCAAGUCCGCCACACUCAAGGACUGGCUCAGGGAUGAGUUGAAAGCUGGGAAGAUCCGUCCUAGCAAAUCCUCCAUUAGUUCACCGGUCAUGUUCAAAAACGUAUACCCGCUUCCCCGUCCAGAUGACCUCAUGGCCCAGCUCCGUGGUGCCAAGGUCUUCACCAAGCUAGACUUACGAUGGGGAUACAACAAUGUGCGGGUAAAAGAAGGUGACAAAUGGAAAACCGCAUUCCAAACCAAGUACGGUCUCUACGAAUCCCUGGUCAUGACUUUCGGCUUAACAAACGCCCCAGCCGCUUUUCAACACUUUAUGAACGAACUAUUCAAAGAUUUGUUGGAUGUAUGCGUCAUCAUCUACCUUGAUGAUAUCCUGAUUUACUCAAAGGAUGACGUAUCCCACACGAAACACGUUCAUGAAGUCCUAAAACGGUUAAUGGAUAAUCAGCUGUUCUGCAAGGCAUCCAAGUGUACAUUCCACGUUACCUCUGUGGAAUACCUGGGAAUCAUUGUCUCCAAUAAGGGUUUUAGUCUGGAUAAGCUCAAAAUCCAGGCGGUACAGGAAUGGCCGGUACCCACUAAAGUCAAGGAAGUCCAAUCGUUCUUAGGGUUUGCCAAUUUCCUUCGCCAAUUUGUCGCCAACUUCAGCCACAUGGCUAGGCCAUUACACAACCUAGUCAAGAAAGAUACACCUUGGAGAUGGGACACAAAGGAACAGGAAGCAUUCCAAGGACUAAAGGAUGCCAUUACCAACGCCCCUGUACUCUGUCACGCCGACCCUGCCAAGCCCUACUUCCUAGAAACGGAUGCUUCUGGUGCAGCCUUAGGUUCCAUUCUUAGCCAACAACAGGAAGACGGCCGCUUACACCCACUAGGGUUCCUAUCGGAGUCUUUCAAGGGUGCCGAACAGAAUUAUGACACCCACGACAAGGAACUCCUGGCCAUUAUCCGGUCGUUUGAAUAUUGGCGCAUCUUCUUGGAAGGAACCCUGCACCCUGUAACAGUCUUCACUGAUCAUUGGAACUUGGAAUACUGGAAGGAGUCUAGAACUUUCAAUUGCCGCCAUGCAUGCUGGCACCUCCUCCUGGCUGGUUACAACUUCCAAAUUGUGUAUCGCCCGGGCAAACAGUCCGGCAAACCAGAUGCCUUAUCCCGGCGAUCAGACCAUGCCGACGUCCCACCUGCUGCCCAGACCAUGCUCCCAGACCCUAUCUUUGCCAACGUCGCACUAGUUCUACCAGAAAAGGAGUUACAACAGCGUAUAGAGUUGAGUCUGGAUCAAGACGAAUCCCUGGAAGAAAUCCUACAGUUCCUGCAGAAUGAAUCCAAGGCGCCCCCAUCCAUCAAACAAGCAUUCAAGGACUACCAGAUGGAAGCAGGAUUACUCUUCUACCAAGGACGGAUUGUGGUCCCUGACGUCGGGACCCUACGUACGGAUUUACUCCAAAUCUUCCACGACAGCCCAUUGGCAGGACACCCAGGCAGGCAACGGACCCUGGAGCUAAUCUCGCGCAACUACUAUUGGCCAGGCAUACGCGCGGACACAUACUGGCACGUAGACUCCUGCGAGACCUGCCAAAGGAUUAGGAAACCCAAAUACGCGUCAAUCCCACCACAGCCAUUAGAACUCCCUGUACGCCCAUGGCAACACAUUUCCUAUGAUAUGAUUGUUGAUCUGCCAAAGGACGGGGCCUAUGACUCCAUAUUAGUUAUCGUUGACAGCUUUACCAAAUACGUCAUAUUGGUAGAAUGUUCCAAGAAACUAAAAGCCCCUGAACUAGCGGAAUUGUUCUUGCGACACGUCUGGAAAAAGUACGGAAUGCCGGAAAAAACAAUCUCAGACCGUGGAAGAGUAUUCAAUAACAAGUUUCUGAAGGCGUUGUACCAACGACUAGGCAUAGACCCGCACUUCUCCUCCGCUUAUCACCCCCAGAGCAAUGGACAGACAGAACGGGUGAACCCCUCCGUAGAACACUUCCUAAGAGCAUACUCCGGCACUAACCAAAGGGACUGGGUCAAAUGGUUACCAAUGGCAGAAUUCGCCUACAACAACGCAGUACAUAGUGCCACGGGGAAGUCACCUUUCAAAGCGCUCCACGGAUGGGAACCAACCUUAACCCCUUCCAACAUUCCUACGGACGUGCCAGAGGCCGAUGAACUGGCGGAAGCCAUGGAAGCACAAUGGAGAGAAGUCAAAUCCGCCCUCCGGCAUUCUAAACAACGGAUGGUAGCCGGAGAACACGGAAGCCCAACAGAGUUUGAGGUUGGAGAAGAAGUAUGGCUUGAUGCGAAAAACGUUAAACUCAAAACCUUAAGCCCCAAGCUAACGGAACAACGCUUAGGACCAUUCAAAGUCAUGGAAAAAAUCUCCAACCGCGCUUACAGGCUAGAACUCCCACCAACCAUGCGCAUCCAUAACGUAUUUUACGUGGGAUUAUUGUCUAAAGUCAAAAGGGACAACAAACGGGCCUUCAAGAACCGUCCACCACCAGUUACCGUGGAUGGGGAAGAAGAGUACGAGGUUGAAGGAAUAACGGAUGCAGAGGAACGCAACGGAAAAUGGUUCUUCCGAGUCAAAUGGAAAGGCUAUGGCCCCGAGGAGAACACAUGGGAACCUCGAGAGAACCUGAAAAAUGCGGGAAAAAUUUUGAAGAAAUACAAGGAAGACAUGAGAAAGAAGGCCCUCGGCGCUGCCAAGGCCCUUAAGGGGGGGGCAGUGUCGUAG